Messenger RNA from Zeugodacus cucurbitae (melon fly), 2537 nucleotides. RefSeq names its product mantle protein (gene Vajk1). The record is from RefSeq and is a predicted model, not a curated record. The coding region runs from base 292 to 1404 and encodes 370 amino acids. The transcript has 3 exons. Lineage: Eukaryota; Metazoa; Arthropoda; Insecta; Diptera; Tephritidae.
ACUGUGGCCACAAUUGGCAUCAUUCAAUCGUUUACUGUUUAGCUAAACACAUCAGUUAGCUUUACGUUCUUCUCUCCCUCCACGUAGCUGCAAAAACUCGCGUCUCGUGCACGGAUCGUGCGGCGUUUACAAAUUCCUUUCGCAAACGAAGUAAUAUCGAAGCAAAAGUGUUUAAAGGAUUGUGAAUUUGCUGUGUGCGUGAGGAUUAACUACGUAGUAGCAUCGCAGGAUAUCAGACAGAGGAUUUCGCAUUUCGUUACAUUCAACUUUUCGUUGUAACUGUGAUUUAGGAUGAAGCUGCUGCGUUCAGCGUCAUUGCUCGCCCUGGUGUUGCUGCUGGCCAUCAGCACGCGCGCCGAAGACGAAAAGGCUGUCGAAACCAAAUCCGCUGAACCCGCCAAGGAAGGUGCCCAGGAAUCCUCCUCCGCCGCCGACGAUAGCGACAGCACUAAAACCAAACGUGGCCUACAUCAUUUCGAGGACUACCAUCACUCAUACCAUCAUCAUCCGAUUCAUGAGGAGAAAACAUUGACCAUCAUAAAGAAGGUACCCGAGCCAUAUCCAGUCGAGAAGAUUGUACAUGUGCCUGUCGAGAAGCAUAUACCCGUGCCGAUUAAGGUGAAAGUGCCCAAACCAUAUCCCGUGGUCAAGCAUGUACCAUAUGAGGUCAAGGAAAUCGUAAAGGUGCCACAUGAAGUGCCAGCCCCAUAUCCAGUUGAGAAGAAAAUACCCGUGCCCGUGCAUGUGCACUAUGACCGUCCAGUGCCCGUCAAAGUCUAUGUGCCCGCUCCAUACCCAGUUGAGAAGAAGGUACAUGUACCAGUGAAAGUUCAUGUCCCAGCACCAUAUCCAGUUGAAAAGAAGGUGCACUACCCAGUUAAAGUACAUGUGCCCGUCGACAAACCAUACCCAGUUGAGAAGGUCGUCCACUACCCAGUCAAGGUGCAUGUCGACAAGCCAGUGCCUUAUCAUGUUGAAAAACCAGUACCAUACCAUGUCGAGAAACCAGUGCCAGUUCCAGUGAUCAAGAAGAUUCCCGUCCCAGUGCAUGUGCCCUAUGACAACCCCGUGCCAGUGCAUGUUGAGAAACCAGUACCAUACGAAGUCAAAGUGCCCGUACCAGCCCCAUACCCAGUCAUCAAGGAAAUCCCAGUCAAGGUUGAAAAACACGUGCCCUACCCAGUCAAGGUACCCGUCGAAAAACCAGUGCCCGUUCACAUUGAAAAGCACGUGCCCGAAUACCACGAGAAACACAUCUCCUACAAGGAACCCGUUUUCGUGCACAAGGAACACCACGAGCCCAUUCACCACCACGAGGAAUACCAUCAUGAGGAGAGCCACGACUUCGGUGGUCAUGAGGUGGAAUCAUAUGGCGAAUACGAACAUGAAGAGCAUGAAUACUAAUAUGGCAAUUCUAUCUCUCUCUCUCUCUCAUACACCUACUCAUACACACAAUGCCUCAAUGCCUUUGCCUUUCGCUCCGUCAACGUUCACUCCGCUACACGUUCGCUCCUUCCCUCUCUCUCCCUCUUUCUUUCGUUACAGCAUUGAGAUAAAUACUGAGUAAGGCUUUCGAAUGUGCAACGUUAAGACGGACGGACCGCAAAGAAAUCAAAAGGAUGUGAAUGUUGUUGUGACUCGUUAAAGCGAACGUAUGAAGAAGUGAAAAGUGAGAAGAUUGAGAAGGAUAUACCGUAACCGCGUGAUCGUGAUAAUGGAACGUUUUGAAACUCGAAUUAGGCGAAACGUUUUGGAAAUUGAGAGACACGUACUUUACACACAUAAAUAUAACUGAUCUUUUACCAAUUAUUAUUUUUUGUAUGUACAUUUGAUACGAUUUUAGUUUAAGCCAUACUUUUUUUUAUAUAACUCAACUUUUUUACAUGCAUACAUACAUACAUUUAGACAAAAUAAUGCAUAACUAGUUUUAAGUGUUUUUUAAGCAGUUUUCAAGUUGUACAAAGGGAUAUAUAACACAAUAUUCCGACCAUCAGUGAUAUUUGGCGCCGUUGAGACACGUCCAACAGGGUGGGGUUCCUGUGACAUGGCCAAUCGCGUCCUCCGCACACCACUAGCAAACACAAUCGUCGCUUUGUGAAUACCCAAAGUCCAAAGGCAAAAGCACUUGCGGAGCUGGGAUUUGCAAGCCUCAAUGGCUUGCCGGUGGCGUUCGACUUCGAGUUAAGUGAUAAAUGACAAAUGAUCUUGUUGUUGUUUUGCGUUGAUUUACUCCCAUUGGAGGAAAUAUAAUAUAAAUCUAUAUGCCAAUAUGAGUAUAUAUCUGUAUAUGUAACGUUGUAUGUAAGCUAUAGGCAUUAGCAGUUAAUCUACUAUGAGAUUCUCUUCAAUACUAUGAUGCAUGUCUAAGUACAUGUGUUUGUAUAUGUAAAUAUGUAUAUGCAGAUAAUCGUUUCGCUUAGUAAAGUAAUAGUGUUAACCGUGCUGUAAUAUUGCAAUAUAUAUACUUAAAUAGCUCUCUUACUAUAUACUACAUAAUUAAAUAUGCAAACCUGCUGACAUUACAUGGCAAACAAUAU